UGUGUAUCUAUAUAUAUCCUUCCUCUCUACUUGCUCACAACAUAACCUUCCUUCCUUGAAUUGAAAGACAAAUAUAUCCUCCACGCCUACUAAACUUACUACACCUAAGAUGACGAAAACAGGUUACAUUAAUGCUGCUUUUCGUUCAUCUCAGAAUAAUGAAGCUUAUCUUUUCAUCAAUGAUAAGUACGUGUUGUUAGAUUAUGCUCCAGGAACCAGCAACGAUAAGGUUUUGUAUGGACCAACUCCUGUUCGUGAUGGUUUCAAAUCACUUAAUCAAACCGUAUUUGGAAGCUACGGAGUUGAUUGUAGCUUCGACACCGAUAAUGAUGAAGCUUUCAUCUUUUAUGAAAAGUUUUGUGCUCUCAUAGACUAUGCUCCACAUUCCAACAAAGACAAAAUCAUCUUAGGUCCUAAGAAAAUUGCUGACAUGUUUCCUUUUUUCGAAGGAACUGUGUUUGAAAACGGGAUAGACGCGGCAUACAGAUCAACUAGGGGCAAAGAAGUUUACUUAUUCAAAGGAGAUCAGUAUGCUCGUAUAGACUAUGAAACCAACAGUAUGGUUAAUAAAGAAAUCAAAAGCAUUCGCAACGGAUUUCCUUGUUUCCGUAACACAAUCUUUGAGAGUGGAACGGAUGCAGCGUUUGCUUCUCACAAGACAAAUGAAGUUUACUUUUUCAAAGGUGACUACUAUGCACGUGUUACUGUUACACCAGGCGCAACAGAUGAUCAAAUUAUGGAUGGUGUGAGGAAAACUCUUGACUAUUGGCCAUCUCUUCGUGGCAUAAUACCUCUUGAGAAUUAAGUGAGGCUGUGACGGUUUGCUGGUAUGAUAAUUAAGAAUAAAGAUCCUUGUCGUUGUUAAUAUAUGCUUUUUUUUUCUUCUGUAAUAUGUGUGUCGUUGUUUGUUUAUGUUUCUUAAUGUAAUAAAAGUGUGGUUCUCUUGGAUGUUUUCCACACAUUGUAAGCUCUACAUAAUGCACUUGCACUAUAUGCAGGGUGAAUAUAAUAAAAAACCUUUGGUACUUUUUAUA
Lathyrus oleraceus (garden pea) is the source of this 1034-nucleotide messenger RNA. Lineage: Eukaryota; Viridiplantae; Streptophyta; Magnoliopsida; Fabales; Fabaceae. The record is from RefSeq and is a predicted model, not a curated record.